AUGUCUUCUGACAAGUCAACUCGAGCAGAUUACAAACGCAGUCAACCGUUUUUCUUGAGUAAUUCCGAGCAAGAGCUGUUUUGCAACAAGAAGCAAGCAGUAGAAUACACAGCGACAAGUUCCUUUAUGAACGGCAGUUCGAGCUCUCAGUCGGGAAAUCAAAGGGAUAUUAAUUGUGUCCCUUAUGACCCUAACUUCUUCCCGAACCUCGUUGCCUCUGAAAAGAAUAAUUCCCAUGAUGCCCCUGGUUCUGAGAGCCGAUUAAGAAAUGACUAUCUAAUUAGUCUAAGCAUGUCUCAGGCAGCGGAAGAUCCUCAGUUUCUCAACACCGCACUUCGAAAAGUCAAAGUCAACGAGGUCCCGCAGAAGAACAAUAGUAUAAUGGGCAGCAACUUUCUGACGUCCGGUAAUAAUUCGAUGCAUGCUGAGCUGGCUAGCAAGACAAACGGCAAUUUCUUGUUCAACAAUCACUACUACAACUCGGCUGGCCCUCUUUACAGCAAGGACCAAAAUAAUUUCUUUGCAGUGAACCCAUUCUAUGGUAAACCAAACGAGAUGUUCGUGCCUGCCGGUUUUGGUCAGGAUGAUGAUGUCAUUCCCUACACCGACGAGACAGCUGUCAUUGACGAGAACUCGGACAAGGGCAAACAGAGUAAGGAGGUGAAAGUGAAGAACGGGUUGUUUAGUAAUUUUCCCUUGGACGUGAGAAGCUUACUAGAAACAGGAAUAUAUGAUGGGGUCCCCGUGAAGUAUGUUUCUUGGACGAGAGAGACUAGCCUUAGAGGGGUGAUAAAGGGUGCUGGUUAUUUGUGCAGCUGUGGCGAAUGCAAGCUCUCUAAGGUUGUUAGCGGUUAUGCGUUUGAGCGCCAUGCUGGAGGCAGGACCAAACACCCGAACAAACAUAUUUACUUCGAAAAUGGAAAGACUAUAUCUGCAGUGGCUCAGGAGUUGAAGGCUACACCACCGGAAAAGCUCUUCGAAGCAGUAAAAACCGCCACUGGAUCUGCAGUUCACUUGACAAAUUUCCUUACUUGGAGAGCAUCCAUUGAAGCUGCGACGAUUUCUCGUGGGUCGUGA
Messenger RNA from Striga hermonthica, 1077 nucleotides. The record is from the annotation of a GenBank genome assembly. NCBI's taxonomy places the organism in Eukaryota, Viridiplantae, Streptophyta, Magnoliopsida, Lamiales, Orobanchaceae.